AAUCUACAGAAGGUAUUUCUAUUUUUAAUAGAGUUUUAUAAUCUACAUUAAUGUGUAUAGUUUAAAAAGGAGCUUAUCAAUAAUCUUUUAUUUAUUUCUGCAAUAAUUACGCAACUUGCAACGUUCAUUGGUUCAACGACACAUCUUGAGGACGCGUUACACGGAUGUAACUAUUUAGGAUAGUGGACGGAUAGAAGCGUUUAUGAGAUGUGAUAUACAACGUUGCUCUUAUAAUUGAAUGAGCUGAGAGGGUAUAAGGUGUUUAUAUCUUCCCCGCUCCUCCCAAAACCGUUAUACUAUCACCGAGGAGCUGUAUGAACCAUCAUUGUUUAAUCUAAUUCAAAAUGGGACAAGGACCAUCACAAGAAGUUUAUCUUGAGACUAGAGUUGAAAAUCCUCCAGAUGGAAGAGAGCCCCAAGGGCUUGCUCUCAUAGCUCAUGGUAGGCUUGGCGGAAACUUCGACCAACCACCAGUUCGUCUUCUUGCCGAUUAUCUCAGAGACAAGAGACAGCUAAGAGUAGUGACUUGGAAUGCCCGCGGGAUAGGCCAAAGCGGUGGUGGUAAUGAGUGGACGGACUUCAGUACUUGGAUAGGAGAUCCUGGGAUAGAUGAUUACCGUCGAAUGUUGCGGGAGUCUAUGGAUAGGUUCGUUCAGGAUUAUCCCCAUAUCCAGGGGGCCCAACUCUUCAUAUGUGGCUACUCGGCAGGCGCCAUCUUCGCCGGCUGUAGCCGUCCAUUUCCAUGGUUCUCUCAAUUCCGGCCAGCGCAUUACAUCUUGGUAUCAUACCCAGUAGAGUUAAAUCCCCUCAUCGGGAUUCAUAAGUCGGGUUCAUACUUCCGCUCCGUGGAAGCUUUGGUACAGGGUUGGGGAUGGGAAAACCUACCCCAUGAGUUCAAUGGCAAGGAACCGGAUGUAUCUGGAGUGCUUACGGUAACUGGUCAGCACGAAGCGAUGUUCUAUGGUAUGUGGACCGGGAUUCUCGGCAGCAAGAAUGCACGAGGUGUAUUGACACAGGUUGUUGUAGAUGGUGCUGGACAUGCGUGGGAUGAUAAAGCAUACCGGAUUCCUGAGGAAGUCGACAGGUGGUUGUCUAGGUUUUGAAGAGUCGAAUUAUGAAGUGUAACACCUAUCUUGACUUAUCUAAGCUAUAUAGAAUACCUAAAUACUGGUGAUGCCAGCUCGCUCUAUUGAUAGGGGAGAUCCAGUGGUCUAGCCCUUCCCUAUUUCAGCGAAUUUAGGCAACCUUCCGCUCCUAUUCCAACCA
Molecule: messenger RNA, 1266 nt
Organism: Hypoxylon trugodes
Lineage: Eukaryota; Fungi; Ascomycota; Sordariomycetes; Xylariales; Hypoxylaceae
Exons: 3
Coding region: 345-1103 (252 amino acids)
Source: RefSeq, a predicted model, not a curated record